Symbiodinium necroappetens is the source of this 1848-nucleotide messenger RNA. Lineage: Eukaryota; Dinophyceae; Suessiales; Symbiodiniaceae. The record is from the annotation of a GenBank genome assembly.
AUGUCAGACGCUGCCUGCAUAGGCCGGCCUUUCACGGAAUAUCCAGACAAAGGCUGCAAUGGAUGGAAAGAUGUCACGCAGGCGGAGUGUCAGCAGAAGUGUGCUGACCAUUGGGCCCCAGACAAAUGUGUCUCGGAGAACUGCCACGCUGCGGUCUACUACCCUGCAAGCGGUCUCUGCCAUCUCUACCAGGCCGUCGAGUGCGUGGACCUGAUCCACACGCAGGGUGGGAUCACCAUGCUGGACGAGUUCGAGAUCCAGAAGUAUCGGAAGGAUGAAGAGGAGGAGUCCGCAGUUGAAGAGGCGGAAGAUGCAGCAGAGCGAGCCCAUCCCAACCCGUGGAAGGAGAUGGGCACUGCGCUGCCCGCCGUUAUGGUGAACCUCUCGAACUACUCGGGCUGUGUCAGUGACAAGAACCGGCUGGCGAACAUCAGCCACAAGUUCGGCGAGAUCGAUUCAGAUCUGGAGAUGCUGUAUGACAAAGUGAAGGGGUUCUACUCAGUGUUGCACGAGCGGAUGAAUGCCUCGGACGGCUUGAAGUUUUGCCCUUUCCGGUCGGAGCGCUCGAUCAAACGCUGCGUCUCCAUCGCGAUGUGCCUUCUGCAGUCUGCUGUUGGUACAGACAUUCCCAUGACAGCAUUUACGGCCAUGAUGGAGCAAGUUACCCGCUUCGACGACAUCACUUGGCCGCAGCUCAUGGCUCACUUGGGCCGAGAAGACCCGACUCACACGAAGGUCGGUGAGGCCGACAUGCCGCCAGAGUAUCAGUGUGAUGAUGUGGAGGUGGUGAAUCCGGCAGCAAACGUUCGCAAGGCGUCAGAGCUGCAGAUGGAGUCACACCAUGCACAAGGGUCUUCGACCGAAACGAUCUUGGCGAUGUCUGCCGCUUUUCGACAAGCUGCAGCUGACACACAUCGCAUCCUGGAUGCACAUGGAGCAAAUACCUCCAUGAAGCUCACGGCACAUUUCCUGCAACGCACCUGGCACCCGAUAUGCCAACAGUUGGGCUGCGAUGCGUCGAACAUGCACGAUGUCUUUGUGGCAUCGCACAAGCAGACCAUGGCGCUCUUGCAGACCAAUGCGGUGGCACACGUGCGUCAUGAAAUCCGGCAUCGUGUCAAGAUGGACCUGCGAGUGCAGCGCUUCAUUGCCGAGCAUGGGCAUCGAGGCGAGCUCUCCUUCUACCGACCGGCGCUCACUUCCUCGGAGGCUGCCGCACGCGUCUACGGAGAGAAGGGCCGAGAUGGUGUGCUUGGUGUGGUUCUGCCGACAGUGGAGGGCCUUGCCCAGCAUGACGAGAGCCGAGUCCUGCGGCUUUUUGACAUGGUAGAGUUCGAGAAGUUCCGUCGGCAGCUGGAGCUUGAGGAGGCGAUGGAUCCGGAGGAGGAGGAGGACCUUCGUAGUGAAAGCAUGGACAAUGUGGCGGCGGCUCUUGGCUCGCUUGAAGACGACGAGGAGCAAGAGCACCACGCGGAGCAGGAGGACGAGGACGAGGAGGACGAGGACGAGCGAGAACUCCAUGAGCAUGAAGAGGCCUCCGAAGAGGACGAGGAAGGUGAGAAGAUGCUUGCCACGCAGGCCACGCAGCACACCAAGGACAUCGGACCUUCGGAGAUGGCAUUAAUGGAGACCUCCGGUGAGCUUGGACUUGCUGAGGAUGAGCAGGGCGACAAGAGCUGGAGACGCAGACGCCGCAGACGCCGACGCCGCAGACGCCGCAGAAGGCGUUGGUUCCGACGACGCAGACGUCGCUGGUUCAGAAAGAUCUUCAAAGCGGUCGUGCAGGCCAUCGUGAAGUGGGCCAAGAAGGUCUUCGAGUGCUUCGGCCAGUACUCCAAAUGGGAUGCG